Gryllus bimaculatus (two-spotted cricket) is the source of this 1687-nucleotide messenger RNA. The record is from the annotation of a GenBank genome assembly. Lineage: Eukaryota; Metazoa; Arthropoda; Insecta; Orthoptera; Gryllidae.
UAUGGAUACAUCCGCCUGGUAGGCGCCAGCCCCAUUGCAGGCCAUUGUCCGUCUUUGUUGGAAAGUGUGUUAGCGCUUCGAAACCUGCCCGGCUGGGUGUCUUCUGGAGCGGAGAUGGCGUCGGCGAUAUUUAUACUAUGUAUUUAUAGCAGUCUUGCUCUCAGGAAACAGGUGGCGAUUCAUAUGAUGGGAGUACUUAUCCAGCACACCUUACAUUGUCAUGCCAGCAAGAACCUGCGCAACAAGUGCAGUCAACACCAAGGAAUGGAAAUAUUAGACAUACACAAUCAAGUAAAUAUCAAAAGGCGCCACCAUUCUCAAGUUGGAGUCGACCGAAGAGUACACUUAAGAGAAAUAAAUCAUGAGAUCGAGGACCAGGAAUCUAAUAGUAUCAUUCCUCACACAUGGCUUGGUCAUGGACAUUUGCUCAGACUAAUGGAUCCAACUCAUUGUGGGAAUUACGUAUUAUUCCAAAGGGUUUGGAAGAAUGAAUAUCCUUUAAUUAUUUCACAUAUUCAUGAAAAACUGAAUAAAAAAUUAUGGAAUCCAAAUUCAUUCUCUCAAGAUUUUGGUGAUGAGAAAAUACCAAUAAUUAACUGCAGGACUGGAGAAAUUAUUUUAGAACAGCCUACAAAGUAUUUUUGGAAUGGAUUUGAAAAUUUAUGUAAACGGCCCAAAGAUGAAGAAGGUUUAUCAAUGCUUCUUAAGAUAAAACAGUGGCCUCUAUGCACAAACUUCCAAUCACACUUGCCAUUUCAUAUGAAUGAUCUUCUGGAAGCUAUGCCAUUAUCUGCCUACACACAUCCAAAUGGUUUGCUGAAUUUUGUUAAUUAUUUACCUAUUGGAUUUUUAAAUGUAGAUCUGCGCACAGAAUUGCAAUGUGCUUAUGGCAUAAGUGAUCAUCUAUCUGUGGGAACCAAAAAACUAGACAUCAAAAUUGUUGACAUUGUUAACAUUUUAGUUUAUGUUGGACAAUCAAGAAAUGGAGAAAAUGAUUAUGAGCACAAUGAAGUUUUACAGGCAAUCCGAGAUGCAGGAUGUGACCAAAAGUCUUUGGAAAGGGUUAAAAAGGAUGGAGAUAAUCCUGGUGCAAUAUGGCAUGUAUAUAAUGUACGAGAUAAAAAUAAAAUUAAUGAUUUUCUGAGAAAAGUGUCCUUUGAAAGAGGUAUUCUUUCUCAACCACAUGAAGAUUUUGUUCACGGUGAAAAAUGGUAUUUAGAUAGGAACCUUAGACAAUGUCUUCAGAGGGAGUAUAACAUUAAAGUUCAUACAAUAUUACAGUGUCAUGGGGAUGCUGUAAUUAUUCCUGCUGGUGCCCCUCAUCAGGUUUGUAACAUAAAAAGUUGCAUUAUGGUCAAUCAUGACUUCAUAUCAUUACAGAAUAUCAAAAAAUUUUAAGAUAAUACCGUUCAGAGUUUUCUUCGUAUGACUUGAAAAUAACAUAUAUCAUAAGUUCCAAAAAAUAUAUUGAUGUGAGUAAUAAAUAAAGUUAAGUUUGAUCAGUACCCAUGUGGGAAAAUAUUAUGGUAACUGGAUAUCAUUUAAUGUGAUUUAUUCAAUACCUAUUGCUGAUAACAUGUUAUGUGAUGUUGAACACUGCAAAAUUUAAAAUUUGUUAUGUCAGAAAUAUAAUGUUUUCUAUGUUCAAAUUCACUGUUUGCCCACAUUUGUAAUUACAAAUAGAGAA